Messenger RNA from Lathyrus oleraceus (garden pea), 927 nucleotides. RefSeq lists its product as uncharacterized. The record is from RefSeq and is a predicted model, not a curated record. Gene Ontology annotation, molecular function: aspartic-type endopeptidase activity. NCBI's taxonomy places the organism in Eukaryota, Viridiplantae, Streptophyta, Magnoliopsida, Fabales, Fabaceae. Gene Ontology annotation, biological process: proteolysis. Bases 1 to 927 code for a protein of 308 amino acids. The transcript has a single exon.
AUGUUUAAGAAACUUGAAAUAAACAUUCCAUUUUCUGAAGCUCUAGAACAAAUGCCAAUAUAUGUCAAAUUCAUGAAAGACAUCAUCUCCAAAAAGCACUCCACAAAUAUAGACCCGAUCAUCCUAACUGAAACGUGUAGUGUUAUUCUCCAAGGUAUGAAAAUUCCUAUGAAAAAGAAAGAUAGGGGAUUGGUUACUAUUCCUUGCACUAUUGGUGAUAGAAAAUUCAAGAAGACUCUUAUUGAUUUGGGAGAUAGUGUGAAUUUGAUGCCACUGUCCAUGUACAAAAAAUUAGGCCUUGGCACUAUUCAAGACACUAGGAUGACACUUCAGUUUGCUGAUCGCUCUGUCAGACGACCCUAUGGAAUAGUGGAAGAUGUUCUGGUAAAGAUAGAUAAGUUUUUAUUUUCGGUUGGCUUUGUCAUUCAGGAGAUGCCUGAAGAUGAGGAGAUUCCUCUCAUAUUGGGCAGACCAUUUUUAGAGACAGGACGGUGCAUGAUAAACAUAGAGGAAGGAACAAUGACUCUCAAAGUCUAUGACGAAGAACUGAAAAUUGAUGUGCGAAACACGAUGCAAUAUAAAGAUGAUAUUUGCACAAGCCACACUGUAGAGGUAAUAGAUCAAGUGGUUGCUCAAGAAAUUGAAAAGAAAAUGUUCCAAUCACCGUUAGAAUGUGUUUUGAGUUUAUCAACUUUUGAAAGUGAUGAAGACGAGGGAGAGUCAGAAGUCCUCGCUAUGAUGGAGGAACAACCUCGAUGGAUUAUAUAUAAACCACACCAGUGGGAAGAUUUAAGACCACCCCCACCAUCAAAAGACACUCAAGAACCUAAAAAGGGGGCAGAUCUAAAACAAUUAUCGACAAAUCUGAAAUAUGUGUUUUUUGAUGCUGAAAAGAAAUGCCCAGCUAUUAUCAAUGCCAGUUUAUAA